CCCGCAUUAUUUUUCAUUUCUUUCUCAAUACAAUUUAGAGAAAAGAAACCCUAUUUUCUCAAACCCCUUUCAUCUUUCUCUCACCCUUUCUGAUCACCUUCUUCUCCCAAAAGUAAUCUUCAACCGCAACCUCUCUCAACCUCUCACACUCUUACAUUCAGUGUCUCUCACCCUCUGCUGCUCUUAUGCCUCUCUAACGUUUCCGUCAUCUGAGUAUUUCCCGGAUAAGGAUUUCAAGGGUGAAUCUUUUUUUUCCAUGGUAUUUUUUUUUUCAGUUCAAUGGUUUUUUUGUUUUGUUUUGGGUUUGUAUAUGUUAUGCAGAAGAGCUUGUUUAUUUUAAUUAAUACAAGUUAAAUUAAAUGUUUGUUUUGGUAUAUUGGGUUUGUAUUACGCUUAGAAGAGCGAAUUGAGCAAUUUAUAAUCUUAUUUCUUAAUAAUAUGUUAAAAAACAUAAAAUCGACACCUUCUUUUGCAGAAUAUAAGUAGUACCAUUUGAAAAUCUUUGAUUACUGAUAUAUUAAUUAUAAAAUUGUUAAUGGUUAUGGGCUUUGAUUUUGGUGUGUAUAAACUAUGCAUUUUCCGUGUUAAGAUAUGAAAAUGGUAUUAAGAUAUUCUUUUUUGAAAAAUCUAAUUGUUGUUUUGAUUUGGUAUAUAAUUUGUUGGUUUUAGUUGUAAAUGGUAUGGCUUAAUGUCAAAGCGGUAGAAUAAUUGUUGAAAGGUUGAGGUCGACAAGCAUUUAGGCCUCACUUUGGGUCAAAAGCAAGGUGGUCUCACUCAGGCAAAGCAAAUCAUUAUUUCUCUCUGCUUUCUAUUUGCAUAUGUUUACCGGUAAAACUUUGGAAAAAAAAGAAGUAGAAAGAAAAUCUAGGAAGCUUUGUUCCCAUUUUUUGGUCAAUUUCCUUCUGCAAGCAAGUCUUAUAGUUGGUGUUGUGCAUUGAAUUAGGUCUUAAUAUGUUUGAGUGAUUCAUAUAAUACCAACUAGUUUCAAUGGUAUUUGUUGACAAACUGUGGCUGCAUUCAAGGCUGGCAAUUUUCUUUGAAAGUUUCAAGUUUGUAUCAAACACGAUAUUAGUUUUUCUUUUUGGGCCUCGUUUUUUUAGUAUAAAUAAUUAUUAAAAGUUAAAAACUUAAGCAAUGCUAGAUAAUAUAACAGAACAAGCAUAAUGGAUAUUCUUUGGCUGCCUUCAAUGAUCACAUGUUUUCCAUGGAACAAAUCCUAUAUAUUAUAUGAUUAUCCAAUUAACUUUAUGGUUUUUGUACGUGAUAUGCGGCAUAGUGAGGACACAGAUGAAAGAGUUCCAUGUUACAUUAUGACCAUGGUACUACCAAAAGUAGGCUUAACUUAUGAAUAUAGACACCAAAGGGAUUUGAAGGAUCUUUUUGCAGAAGUUGCAUCCUCGGCCAAGAUUGGUACAACAAAGAAUGAUGUUGCCACCUAUCGGAGUGCCUGUGGUGGUCAUGAAAUUCGUUGCUCUGCUUCUUAUGGUUAGAGUUGGGUAUUUGUACUUUGAGUUAUACAUGUAAAUUUGCAUAGAUCAGAGUGUCUAUAUUUGUGUUAUAUAUAUAUAUUGAAUAUUGUAAAAUUGUAUAGAUUUAAGUUUGAUUUUUCACAGAUCUAAAUAUUGUAAAUUUAUUGAUAUAUAUUGGUGAUGUUAAGUGUAUUUUAUUUAUUUGUGACUUUAGUAAUUUUGAUAUUGGUUCUAUUUUA
Humulus lupulus (European hop) is the source of this 1708-nucleotide messenger RNA. RefSeq lists its product as uncharacterized. The coding region runs from base 1164 to 1490 and encodes 108 amino acids. NCBI's taxonomy places the organism in Eukaryota, Viridiplantae, Streptophyta, Magnoliopsida, Rosales, Cannabaceae. The transcript has 3 exons. The record is from RefSeq and is a predicted model, not a curated record.